CGAAGAGUUUGCGUAGUUUGUAUGUGACCACCCGUCCUAUAUUUACCUCGACCUAAGAUGAGAACUCGAAGUCAUAAGUAUCUAGUCGGGAUAGUAGUGGCACUGAUCACACUGCUGUUAGCGUCGGUGGCACUGUUUGUGUGUGUCUACGUCGUCGUACGACCCUCUCUCCAAAAGAUCACUACGGAAGCGUUUCAAGUGACGAACUGUACUGUGUUUAACACGACCUCCCACGUCAAGGACUGUACAUUACAAUGUGCACACGGUUACAACUGUCCAAGUUCCUAUAAGUGUGACAUAAUCCGGGUUAUUUAUGAUGUAAACGGCAGUGGAAACAGCACGGAGACUAGGAAUUCUGUGUUGUAUGAUGAACUUCGAACUUUAAACUCGGAGACACAGUGUUCGCUAGGGACGCCAUGCCCAGACAAAAAGGACAUAGACGUCAUAAAGGCAGAUAUUUUCAACUUUACCUCGAUGUGGGGGAAACGCGAAUCAACGUACGAGUGUUAUCAUGACAACGAGAAUAACGUGGUGUUGAAAGUAGAUAGUGACGUCAGCGACGGACACAAGAUACAAGUCUUCCACGCCAUAUUUUGGCCCACAGCUGUGAUGGUGUUCAGCAUAGUUUCCUGUGGAUAUUUUCAAUAUCGACGUAAUAAGAUGGAGAAACGCUUACAGGAGUAUGUUGACAGGCUUGGUCUCCAUGGCAACGGACCAAGCAACGUAAUAUACCAAAAACUGGAAACAACGUCUCCAUUAUAAUAAUAUCGCCUUGACCUCCGAUGUUCACGUGACAAUUAUUUGAACACGUUUAUAUUGAUUUUAUCAUUCCAUUUCACCAAUAUUUAACAAACAUAUUUUUACAUUGUAUAACAAUAUAUUAGCUCUAUGGCAAAAUGGGGACUAGCCAAUGACGUCAUGAAUAUGACACACGUGGGAAGGUAUUUAAGCUGCUGACUGGUUCACUGUGUUUGUAAUACGUUAUUUUUUUAUCGUACACUUUAACUGAGCAAGUAUGAUUGUGAUCAUUAUACUUCUGAUGACGUAAUCGCAGCCACAUUCGUGUUUUUCAUUUAUGCGUCUUAACAACUAUGCCAAUAAAUUGCGCCCUCAACGACUCUCUUUAGGGUAUUCAAACACCAAUAAGCCAUGUACAAAGUCAUCCGGUCUAUUUUUCAAAGAGCUAGAGCUAAGUUAUUACAUUUCAAUGUUGCUUUAUUAAUCGUGUUAGUGGUUGAUUAUUAUGUCACUAAACGUAUUAACCUGUUAUACCUGAAUAGCGUGACAUUAUGCAAAUGUGGGCAAUGCAGUUAGAUCUGGGGUCGCGUAGUCUAUAACAUUAUUAGAAAAAAUAUUAUGUUUCUUUAAUUGCAUUGAUAGUUAUGUUGAGUGGUCGUAAUCGCAAUCAUUGAAGAUACCUGUGCAGUUCCGAUAUUACUGAUGAUCAAAAGCCGUGGUGAUAUUUCAGAUUUCGAUACCGGCAUUUGGUGAAACUGUUUGAAUUCUUUUAUUUUUUUUUAUUUCUUUCGUAUUGUACUUUACCUAGUGACAAGCUUAGUUCAUUCAUUGAUUUGUUCAUUUUUAAUAUACAUAUUAUUUAUAUUUUCUGUUGUUGUUUUUUUGUCCAUUCAGUCGGUCAUCGUGUUAUUUUAUUUUUUGAAUACUACGACGUGCUUGGGUGAUGAAUUUAUGUUAACGCUCUACCGUUCUCGUGCCGCGCCAUCUUUAAUGGUUUCAUAUAACUUAUAAAUGUAUGCGACAACUGUGGCAAUAGUAUUGCGUCUUUCAACUGUGAAUAUGAUUACUAAUUCGUGAUACAAAUCCCAAGCAUCGGAGACAUACAAGCUAAACGCUUGAUUGUUUGUAAAUAUUGCGUAUUUGUUUAUGUACGGUAUUUAGAUUGGUGAAUAAAGUACGAUAUUUGGUAUAAAA
Saccoglossus kowalevskii is the source of this 1932-nucleotide messenger RNA. RefSeq lists its product as uncharacterized. Gene Ontology annotation, molecular function: calcium-activated potassium channel activity; potassium channel regulator activity. The record is from RefSeq and is a predicted model, not a curated record. NCBI's taxonomy places the organism in Eukaryota, Metazoa, Hemichordata, Enteropneusta, Harrimaniidae. Gene Ontology annotation, cellular component: voltage-gated potassium channel complex; membrane. Gene Ontology annotation, biological process: detection of calcium ion; potassium ion transport.